ACAACAACAAAGUUAGCGAAAAAGAUGUCAGGACUACCAAGAGAAGUUUUGAAGUGGAUUCAGAGUCUUGACUUAACUUGGCAAAUAAAAACUGCAAAAUGGGAUGUUACAAAUGGUUACUUAAUAGCUGAAAUUUUCUCUUGGUACUUUCCACAAGACAUACAGAUGCACUCUUACAAUAAUGGGACAUCACUGGAUUCUAAACAGAAGAACUGGUAUCUAUUAAAACUUUUCAUAAAAAGACACUCUUUAGACAUACCAGAGGAAUAUAUAGAUGGCACUAUUCAUUGUAAGGAGGGAGCAGCUGCCAUGUUGUUAGAAAUAAUUUAUGAAUUGUUAACCAACAGGAAAGUAAAGAAAACUCAGACAGAAGAACCAGAUUUUACAGACAAACUUUAUCAAGAAAAACUUCCAAUGCAUGCUAGAUCAACAGCAUCAAAAGCAGUAAAAAAUAACCUAAGAAUUACAGAAAUCAUGGCCGAUCAAAACCUUAUACUUGGUGCUCAAAAGUCCCAGAAAAUUAUAAAUGACCAUAUAGAGCACAGACGACAAGAGAGAUACCAGAAUCCAGACCGAUUCCAGGUAAAACCAACACUCGGUGAACUAUGUGUACGGAGACCACCACCACAACCAACUCAGCCAACAUUUGAAGACAGUACCAUGGGGGAAUCUGCUGCUGUUCCUAGUCAAGCUAAUCCUGAAGAUUUACAAAGCAUGUCAAGAGAACCAAGUGUACAAUUUAAAGAAAUUGAAGUCAAUCAGAUGGACAAAUCAGCUCUUUACAAUAUGCCUAUUCAGGGCUACUAAAAUAAUAAACCCAAUCAAAAUACUAAAAAUACAUAAUCAGGACUUCUUUAGUCCUCCUUAACUGACAAUGAUGUGAGCACCAUGCUAAUAGUUUUAUUAAAAAUUAAUAUAUGCUGUGUUCUAUGGGAAUGUUUUUGGUGUCAGUAUUGCUUACAUUUUGCAUACAAUGAUAAGCUGAUGGGAAGUGUUUAAGAUACUCCUUCUAAAAUAUGCAUACACAAUUUCAAACAGAGCAGAUUCUUCUAUUUUGAAAAUUUAAAGCAUGUUAAAGUUUAUCAUACAUGAAGUUUUCUGUUGUCGAAGGUAACAUUUGCUAUCCAUUCAUUUUAAUGUGUUGUGCUAUGAUGUACUUCAAGGUACUCCAGUCGUUAUGAAACACCAAAAUUCUUUUGCAAUUUUCAACCUGGACAUUAUGUCCAAUGAAAUGCAUAGAAUUAAUGAAAAGGUUAAUUCUUUAUUAUUCUCUCCAGAGAGUUAUUACAAUACUGCUGAACUCAACUCUAAAAUUUUCAUUUGAGACUAGUUAUUCAACCUUUUUGGUAGGUAGAUAUACAAUGAGGAACAAUGGUUGGAAAUAGAUAUUAUAAUAGAAAUAGAUGUCCUAUGCAGUUUUUGUGUUGUUGUCUCAAUGGCAUAUAUUUUUUGCCACCUUUAAUUCAUUAAACUGCAUAUUGCAUUGGAUUUCAUCUUUUUAAUCAAGUAUGGUAAGAAUUUAUGCCGAAAGAAAAGAGAUCUUUUGAAAUUAAUAUCUUAUAUUUCUGGAAAAUUAACAGCAAAUAUCUGUUUCUACUCAUUCACUUUAUUGCAUUGAACCAAUACUUCUUCCUGGGAAGGUUGAUACCUGGUAUUAAAUUAUAUUUUUGGAUUUUACAUUCCAUUUUUAUAUGCCCGUCAAUUUUUGACGGGACGUAUUAUGGUAUACAAAUGUCCGAUGUCCGUCCAUCCAUCCGUCUGUCUGUCCCACAUAAACAUGUCGCACCUUUUCUUGAUAAUGACUUAUCCAAAUUUCAUGAAACUUAACAUAGUUGUUUCUUAUGAUGGUCAAACAACCUGUAUACUUUUUGGUGAAAAUAAGAUUAAAACUUUUUGAGUUACGGAACUUAGUAACUAAAACAGGUGUGUGUUUUUUUUUCACAUGUCGCAACAUAUCUCAAAAACAAUUUAUGAUUAUUGCUUAAAACUUUACACACUUCUUAGUUAUAUUAAUCUUAAGAUCUGUAUACUUUUUGGUGAUGAUUCAAAAUUUUAUUUUAGAGAUAUUGAGUAUUUUGUUAAAAAAGGGGGAGGGGUUUUUCACAUGUCGCGCAGUAUCUCAAAAACAGUUUAUUAUUAUUGCUUAAAACUUUACACACUUCUUUGUUAUAUUGACCUUAAAAUCUGUAUACUUUUUGGUGAUGAUUCAAAAUUGUAUUUUUGAGUUAUUGAGUAUUUUGUAAAAAAAGGGGGAGGGGUUUUUCACAUGUCGCGCUGUAUCUCAAAAACGAUUUAUGAUUAUUGCUUAAAAUUUUACACACUUCUUAGUUAUAUUAAUCUAAAGAUCUGUAUACUUUUUGGUUUUGAUUCAAAAUUUUAUUUUUGAGAUAUUGAUUUUUUUUUUUUAAAGGGGGGUUUUCACAUGUUGCGCUGUAUCUCAAAAACGAUUUAUGAUUAUUGCUUAAAAUUUUACACACUUCUCAGUUAUAUUAAUCUUAAGAUCUGUAUACUUUUUGGUUUUGAUUCAAAAUUUUGUUUUUGAGAUAUUGAUUUUUUUUUUAAAAGGGGGGUUUUCACAUGUCGCGUCGUAUCUCAAAAACGAUUUAUAAUUAUUGCUUAAAAUUUUACACACUUCUUAGUUAUAUUAAUCUUAAGAUCUGUAUACUUUUUGGUUUUGAUUCAAAAUUUUAUUUUAGAGAUAUUGAGUUUUUUGUAAAAAAAAAAGGGGGGUUUUCGCAUGUCACGCCGUAUGUCAGAAACUAUUUAUGCUUAUUGCAUAAAAAUUCACACACAAGACGACGGGUCGUAUCAUGCGCUCAUGGCGCAGCUGUUUAUUGGACAUGGUCAUGUUUUACAAAUAUAGGUGGUGGAAAACAGAAUUCAUUGACUCUUUUGGAUAAAAGCCAAAAAAAUCUUGAGUAUUGACAACUGCUUUGUUAUUUUAUUUAAAAUUUUAAGAUUGUAUGUUAUAUAGCCUAAUAUAUUCGUCAUUUUAUGUACAUAUUUUUACAUUUUUAUGAUCAUUUCAUGGAAAAUAAAAAAUAAAAUGUU
Molecule: messenger RNA, 3051 nt
Organism: Mytilus californianus (California mussel)
Lineage: Eukaryota; Metazoa; Mollusca; Bivalvia; Mytilida; Mytilidae
Product: spermatogenesis-associated protein 4-like
Exons: 6
Coding region: 25-807 (260 amino acids)
Biological process (GO): regulation of cytoskeleton organization
Cellular component (GO): axoneme
Molecular function (GO): microtubule binding
Source: RefSeq, a predicted model, not a curated record